Molecule: messenger RNA, 2783 nt
Organism: Dendrobium catenatum
Lineage: Eukaryota; Viridiplantae; Streptophyta; Magnoliopsida; Asparagales; Orchidaceae
Product: myb family transcription factor PHL7-like
Exons: 8
Coding region: 1637-2485 (282 amino acids)
Molecular function (GO): DNA-binding transcription factor activity; DNA binding
Source: RefSeq, a predicted model, not a curated record
UUUAUACGUCUUAGGUGUUUUCUUUUUGAUAGUCAAAUAUCGGUGAAGUUCGUUCUUUGAUAGUUAUGAAUUGGGAAUUCUGCGGUUUUCUGAUCCGAGCAUUUCUCUUGCUCUAUCUUAUUGCAUGUUUGAUUCGAAUUUUGUGGCUUUCUUGUGUUAUAAGGUGAUUUACGGUAUGAAUUGAUUGAGGCGGGGUUUGGAUCUUUGUGCUUUUGGAAUCUAUUACUUUUAUGAGAAGUGAGCUUAGAGGACGCGAUGGGCCAUAAGUACUUUUCCCAUCUCUACAGGUUUCUGAGGAUUUAUUACGUCAUUUGUCUAUAUGUUGUUCUUUGGUGUAUCGUUCUAUGGAAAUCCGCUCCGUCUUCUUUUGUGGAUUUCCAUUUUCCCCUAUUGGAUUCGAUCCUCUUCGUUUUUGAUAACUUGGGGACUGAAGCUUUCUUUUUACAUCGUUUUGAGUCGGCAGUACAUAGAAAGAACGGCAAACUCUGUUCAGUAGUAUUUGAAUUGUUUACUAUUUUGCUGUCCAUGACUUAUAUGUUGUUCUUUAGUACUGUCAUAUUUCACUUUUUGAAGUUCAUCUUGAUGCUUGACCCGGGAUUGAUGGAACAUGUAUGUGACAACCUUUCUCUCCAAUCCUACAUGUAUACGGUUAUAGGAUGCUCAAAAUACUUUAAGCUUUGAUUACUUGAUUUUUGGAAAAUCAAAAUAAUGUAGAGUUGGUAGACUAUGGACACUCACUCGUGGAUAGAAGAUUGUAAUUCAUAAGCAAGUCUAGAUUUCUUGAAGCUUCACCUUGAUGGAAUGAUAAUCUUCCCUUGAAGGUAGUUGAAUGCUUCAUGUUCUUGCUUGAAUCUCUUUCUUUGUGAUGCUUACUUGCUUCUUGAUGAACUCCUCUCCUUCUUGAUUGCCUUCUAGGAUAUGUUUUUUUUCCUACUCUCCUUGAAUGGCACUAAGACCUUACUCUCUUCCUCUUAAUUUUUGGUCGAGGAAAAUUGGAGAGUGAGAGAUGGAUGAAUCAAUUUAUUGAAAAGAUUUGGUCUUUUUUAUUCAGGCAACAAUCCUUCUCGAUCCAAAUAGGUUGGAGGUAGUUUAAGCCAUUCAAACUUGGUUUUCUACAUGCUUGUACAACCCCUCGUUGUAUGAUUUGAUUUUAUAAGUUGCAAUUAAGCUAUCCAACUUUAUUUUUAUUUUCCUCCAUGACAUCUCCAUAUGUACCUUUGUGCUCCUUGGAAAUAUCUUGAACUUUGUCCUGAAUUUUGUUUUGAACUUUGGGUUUACAUUUGGGCUUGAGGUGCUAACUCUAAUGCUAGCCCAAUAUUGGUACACUCUUCUAGUCCUCCAAUUUGGCUUGGUUGGAUGAUUUUCCAAUAUCAAAUUUCUUGGAAGUGUGACCCGGAUCAAUGCUAUAAUUGGUUUUAUAUCUUAAAUUUAUGAACUUACAUGCUUUAAAAAGCAAUACUUUCUUUUCUUUCUUCUCUUUAUUAUUAUUUUUACGCACUAGAGAUUGGAAAGAUGGCAGUACAAAAGGCUGCUCCUUUGCUAGGGAAUUCUUCUCUUUGGAAUCAAUGUUUUAGUGUCAUAGUGUUGAGAGCCGAGACACGAAGAAAGUGUAGCGUUAUGCUAUCUAGGAUGACAGAUGUAUCAACGUUCUCUUUCUAAUGUAAGCCUAGCAAGCUGCUUUUCAAUAGCUCAUGAUCAGCAUAUAGAAAUGAAUAGCAGUGUUGCAUCCCCACAUGCUGGAGGAAAUAACCUAAAUAAUCCUGGUUCAACCGCUAGGCAGAGAUUGCGCUGGACAAAUGAACUUCAUGAGCGAUUUGUGGAUGCUGUUGCUCAACUAGGAGGACCAGAUAGAGCCACUCCUAAAGGUGUCCUUAGGGUUAUGGGUGUGCAAGGCCUGACCAUAUACCACGUGAAAAGCCACUUGCAGAAGUACCGUCUUGCUAAGUACCUUCCAGACUCUUCAGCUGAAGGUGCUAAAGUUGAAAAGAAGGAAUCCGAUGAUGUUCUUUCCAACCUUGAAAAUUCCACAGGGAUGCAAAUAACUGAAGCACUAAAGUUGCAGAUGGAGGUGCAAAAGCGUCUACACGAGCAAUUAGAGGUUCAAAGGCAGCUGCAGCUUAGGAUAGAAGCCCAAGGUAAGUAUCUGAAGAAGAUCAUCGAGGAACAGCAGCGACUUAGCGGUGGAUUAACACCAACCUCAACCAACCAAAGCCUAGAAGAUAAGAGUGAUCCCUCAACCCCUGUUCCAAUCACCAAGUCUUCUUUCCAAGAGAAAUCCAAUGGUAGCCUCUUUAAUAGCUUUUCUUUUGAGGACUCUCAUCAUGGACCGCUCACGCCAGAAACAGGCUCUCCAUCUGCAAGCCCGAAGCACGAACGCUCGGUUAGGAGGCAGGGAGACAAUGAUAGCCCUAAGCAUGAGCUGCUGCUUGGCCAUCACAUUCUCGAGUCAAGCUCCAGCUCCUUAUUCCUGGGCAGUGGACUUUAAGGUCACAGAGCCCCUUCCAGUAGUGAAAAUAUGCUCAGCAACUGUGAUGCUAGAAAGUGCUUUAUAUGAUCAAACUUUUUUAGCUGCUAGGUAGGCGUUUGUUCUUCAUUGUAUUGUAGGCGUUUCGAAGUUAUAUGGCAAUGUUUGUUGCACCUGUAGCAUUUGUAGCACUAUUUACUGAGGGGCGUUUAUUCAUCCUCAGAUGUAUUAUUUUUUAACAGUCUUUCAACAAUAUAAAAACUACACACUUGUUGAAGAGAGAGCAUCUAUAUGCAGCUCACAUUUUUGAUAAUCAAAA